Messenger RNA from Anolis carolinensis (green anole), 1707 nucleotides. It is a transcript of the gene terf2ip, whose product is annotated as TERF2 interacting protein. Lineage: Eukaryota; Metazoa; Chordata; Lepidosauria; Squamata; Anolidae. Gene Ontology annotation, biological process: regulation of DNA-templated transcription; telomere maintenance via telomere lengthening. The transcript is spliced from 2 exons. Bases 83 to 532 code for a protein of 149 amino acids. The record is from RefSeq and is a predicted model, not a curated record. Gene Ontology annotation, cellular component: shelterin complex. Gene Ontology annotation, molecular function: telomeric repeat DNA binding.
GGUCUUGGCGCGCAUGCGCAGUCGCAUGGAGGCAGGGCCUGAGGUGAUGGAGUCUCGUAGCUGAGGAGGAAAGUUGAAGGCCAUGGCGGGCCCGGGCGUCUUCCUUCAGGCCGCGCAAGAGUUCGAAAGCAGCGAGGAAGACGAGGAGAACAGCCCUAGAUCUGAGAAGGUGGCGCAGGAGCAGAAGGACAACGAAGAGGAGCCCCCUAUGUCCCCCUCUGUCCUGCCUGGAGGUGCCCCUCUGAUUCCUGCCACCUCACAAGUGUCUCUGGCGGUGGAGGACAUGCGGCACCUGAUGAAGGAGUGCGGCCUAGGCCUGGAAUCUGUGACACAGGCCUUGCUGAAGAACAGCGGGGAGGUGGGGGCAGCGGCCUGCUGUUUGAGGACGGGGCGGCGCCCGGAUGGAGCCCCCCUGUGGAGCCGGCAGGAUGAUCAGGACCUGCUGCAGGGGGAGCAGGAUCUACGGCGGAGGCUGGAACAGAAGUUCGGGGCAGAGAACGUGGCCAAGCGGGAAGCUUUCCGGAAGAGCUAGCGCCACAGACAGGGCCCUCGCUCGGAGAAGGAGGACCCAGAGCAACCAGCCUACCUUUCUAUGGUCCUUUUCCUGGCCUCGUUUGUGCAGCAAGUCCCUUUGUCCUUUCCAAGAGGUGCCUCUAGAUCAAGCCUGGGCCAACUUGGUCCCUCCCUCCAGGUUUUGGACUUCAACUCCCACAAUUCCUAACAGCCUCAGACCCUUUCCUUUUCUUUUUCCCUCUCCUUUUCUGCUUAAACAGCUGAGAGGGGAAAGGAAGCUGCCUGAGGCUGUUAGGAAUUGUGAGAGUUGAAGUCCAAAACCCAAGUUUUGGAAACCCUUCUAUGUAACCUCUGCUGUAGCUUUGUUUCUUAGUUUGUCAUUGACUGACAGUGUUCCUGAGGCUGCCUUUUGUGCGUCUGGUGCUCUGGCAUCGCACAAGGCCUCCCUCUGCUGCCUGGACCUAGCAAGGCCCUGUCUGCCUUCCGCCUGUUUGCGGCUCAUCUUCACAAGGCUUCUCUGACUGCGGCAGCAUUCCUCUCUCUCUGCCUUGUGGAAUUUGCCAGACUUCCCUUGUAAUUAAACAUUAACUCGAAAGAGCCCAGUGGGCUUCUCAAAGCAGAAGGGUUUAUGAUGGCACUUGAGCCGCCCCGAAGCAGAAUAAUGCACAAAGCCUUUCAUUCUUGCAAUCAGGCGUCUGUGUGUGCCUGGCGAAGGAUGGGGGUCAGGAAUUGUGAUAACUGCAUGGCUCUUUCAAUAGUUUCAGGUGACAACAGAGGCCUCCUUACGUUGGUGAACUGGUUGGCUGGCUUUGUCCCUGUUCAAGCCACCAGAGAGAGCGGCUUGAACAGGUACAGAGCCAAAGAGCGGCGCCUCUUGGUUGAUGGUAGGCCUUUUAGGGAGCCAAACUGAGGAUCCCCCCCCCCCCCCAUCCCUGUCUUCAGAUUCCAAACAUUCCCCUGUUUCUGGUGCAGAGCGCCCUGUCAAAACCCUGCCCAUAUCCUGUCCUGUUCUGCAGGAAGCGUAAGCAAAACACAAUGGCUCAGGAGAACUUCUAAUUUUCUGAUUUAUUUGCUUUAAACAUUUCUUUCUUGAAAAGAAAAAAAGAGUUUCAGAAUUAUUUGCAAUAAAAUAAUCCUUUUAAUAAAGCUGUCUGUAUCCAUUGUACAUUAAUAAACAAAUUUCCUCCUCCCCGC